ACCAACAAGGUCCCCGUCAAGCUCGCCAAGGUGCUCAAGGUGCUCGGCCGUACCGGUUCGCGAGGAGGUGUCACCCAGGUCCGCGUCGAAUUCAUGGACGACACGUCGCGAUCCAUCAUCCGGAACGUCAAGGGCCCGGUGCGGGUGAAUGACAUCUUGGCGUUGCUCGAGUCGGAGCGUGAGGCUCGGUGA
Molecule: messenger RNA, 192 nt
Organism: Dioszegia hungarica
Lineage: Eukaryota; Fungi; Basidiomycota; Tremellomycetes; Tremellales; Bulleribasidiaceae
Product: ribosomal protein S28e
Exons: 2
Biological process (GO): ribosomal small subunit assembly; translation; maturation of SSU-rRNA
Cellular component (GO): cytosolic small ribosomal subunit; ribosome
Molecular function (GO): structural constituent of ribosome
Source: RefSeq, a predicted model, not a curated record